This is a messenger RNA of Bemisia tabaci, 8009 nucleotides long. RefSeq lists its product as uncharacterized. The record is from RefSeq and is a predicted model, not a curated record. Lineage: Eukaryota; Metazoa; Arthropoda; Insecta; Hemiptera; Aleyrodidae.
AGUUGUUGUGUUUUGUUCGUUUGUUUUGCCCGGAGAUUUUGGUUUCCUUGAACUGUCGUAUCAUUUCCUGUCUUUUUUGCCUUGUUAACUUUAUUCCAACUAUGGUUUUCAUUUCAAAUUCUCAGCAAUUGAUCUACUGAAUUCAUUACCACUUAGCACCAUGGAUUCUUCAUUGACCCGACCUGCGAAAUAAGUGGAUCGUCAAACAGAUAAUCAAUAUGUGCUGUGAUACUCAGAAAAACCUCCGAUAUCAGAAACUAAGAUCGCAGUUGAACGAUCUUGGCUAUCUUCAACCUCUAAGCAAAGAUUCGUUGCUGUUAGUGGAGCAUCUACUAGCUGACUACCUUCACACAUCACAAAAAUUAAAGUACUACAAGGAAACUGCCCAUAACAGUAUUCAGGCAUGUCGUAAUUUAGAAAUAAGUGUUGAACCCUACAAAAGUGACAAUGCAAAACUCGUUACACAGUUGAACUGCUUACAUAAUCAAAUUUUAGAGGAAAAAACUCAUUUUGAAGAAAGAAUCCAUGGUUUGAAGUUACAAGUGAAAAAAGUAGAAGCUGAAAGAUCUGACCUUGAGGACCUAGUGAGUUUGCAAACAAAUCGUAUUCAGGUGCUGGAACAUGAAUCUCAACUGAAAAAUGAGAGAUUACUGCAGCUUCAAGGCCUUGAUUUAAAACCUAUCAUCACUACUGCUGUUGGUAGUAAAAAGCGGUCAGCCCCUCUUGCAAAAAAGAAGAGUUUUACACGUUUGGAGAUAGACCCUGGUGUUGAAAGCGUCAAGGAUUGGCAAACAUACUACUCAGAAAUCAACCGACUAAAUGAGGAUCCAGUAGUAGUCGAUCUUGUAAUAUUGACAGAGAAGCGUAUCGAGAGCUUGCAGAAAACAAUAAAUGAUGUUGAAGCAGAAAAACAGUACCUGGAAGAAGAAUUAGAACUAUGUGCCACAAAGAUCUCUGAUCGAGAUGUUGAGAUUGACCGAUUGCAGAAACUUUUAGGCAGUGGUCGCCCUGCUGAAGCUGUGAAUCGUGAGUUUUACACAGAGGGCACUUUAGAGGGUGCUAGCGAUAUGAACGCAAACAUGGACAACUGCAGCAAUAGCACUGUAAAUAGCAAGACUCUUUUCCUGCAGCAACGACUGGAAGAAGCAAUAGAAAAACAACAUGAAGCUAUGUGCACUGCUGUGCGAUUAGCUGACCACAAUCGCCUCCUAGAAGCUCAGUUGAAGUGUGCAGUCGAGUCCAGAUGUCACUGCAGUACUCCACCUGAAGACGGAACAAGUGAACGCUGUAAAACAGAUGCCACUGAGAAGACGGAGCAUGUGCAGCAAAACUUUUUACAAUGCAUGACUGAAUUGAAUCGGCGAGUCGAUGAAUUGAUGGCUGAUAAUGACAGUUUAAGGAAAUGUGCAGAAAAAGGUGCAGAGGAGAGGAAAAAACUGACGAACAAAGUGAAUGAACUGACAGCUAUUGAAAAUAAACUUCAGCAAGAAAUCACCAAAUUAUCUAGAGUUAAUGCAGCUCAAAAGGCAAAGAUAGUUGAUUUUGAAGAACGCAAGGCAGCUUUCUGUCGUAGUUGUCGGAAAACUUCUACUGAGGAUCUGCCAAAAUGCUCCUCAGGUAUUUGUAGAAGAAAUAAGAAUGAAGAGUACAGAAAGCACAGAUCUCAAGUUGGAAACAGCAAGUCUUGUGACUCUCAAUACUUGUCAUCGUGUAAUUCCAACCCUUGCAGCACCAAACCUUGCAGUAGCAUAUUGAGCACAGAUAGAAGAGAGAGCAAAGCAAGCGAUUACAUUUGUCAAAGUAUUCCUGAAAAGCCACGGUUUGCGGCCCAUAACUCACCCUGCGCCAACCUCAAAAAGAGUCCUGAUCCCAAUCCUUGCACGCAAAGUAGUCAGUCUUUUGGUCUCAAAAACUCAAAGGUUCUGAAUUAUUUCCAAGGAGUAAGUAGAUAUGUGUAUCCCGAAGAAAAGCAGCCAGAAACCGAUAAAGAUAACAAAGAAAAUGAUAAGAAAGUAAUCACAGGUCCCUCAACUUCCAAUGCAAAUAAUCUCGAACCAAGCGCUGUUAAGACGGAAGUUUUUUCUCACAACUCAAGUUAUGAUUCAGCUGCCAGUGCCAGGGAUAACAAUCAGUCACUUCCUUGUAUUUCCCCCGGCACCUGUUUGCGUUCUGGUACUACAUUAACAGCCGUGUCCUACCCGGAUAGUAGAGUCCCAAUGGCUGCGUCUGUUUCCACUUGUGUGUAUACUAGCAAAAAGCCUUGCCCCCCUGAAAGUACCCUACCCUGCCCUAAUGAAUGUCCAAGCAUGGAUAGACUUUGCACUCAGAUUGGAACAGUGGACAAAUCUUGCCCCACCAUUGAAAAAGUUAUAAAAUCCGUGGCAAAUGGAACUUUUAAAAAAUCACCUAGUCCUGAAAGUGAAAGCAUGAAACGCUCAGUUAGUGUAGUGCUUGAUUUUACUGGAACAGCUUGUGAAAAUUCAAAUUCACAAACCGAAAAUUCUCAUUGUCCUAAGGAGAAAGGCCGCAGAUGCAACUUACCUCCACCACCACCAUGUGUUCCAGAUGAUGAAAUACUGAAAACUACAGUUGAGCAGGAGGAUCAGAAACCUGUCCUUAGCUCAGCUAGUUACACUUUGGAGACAGACAUGAAAGGUUUUCACUCUGGUUGUAACGCAUCUUUAGAAUCUCACUGUGCAAAUAAGACAACAUCCCCAGUCAGUUCCAAACAAGCUACCGAGCCUUGCCCCUCCUCCCAAGCCACCAGAGCCAAAUCUGCUCGACAAGAUAGCAAAUGCACUCAUAAUUCCUCCAUUCACUUAGCUCCUCCACCGUAUAAUAAUGCAGCAUUGAUCGGACAGAAAUGUCCACAUGUUGAUGAAAAUCAAAAAGCAGAAUCCUUUAUUCGGACCCAACCUCAGAAAGAAAGCAUAACAAAUUCUGCCAGCUAUACAGUUCAAGGAUGCCCAAAACCUUCAACGACUUCUCCAUGCACCCCAAAAUGUUGUGAACAGGCAAAAACUCCAACACACUGCCAAAAUAACAGACGGGAGAACUGCUCUAAAAGAAACCUGUCGCGUAUCGGAACGAAGGCCCAAAGCAGUGAUAGUAUCGUGCGGCAAACCUGCACCAAGUGCUAUCACUCGGAUAGGAAGUCGACUUGUAAAUGUAGCACAAAUAAAUUUCAGAAUGAAAGUCAGCUAAAUGUAGGUUGCUCCAACAACAGUGAAAAUGUGAGAUCUUGCAAUGGUGCACACCAAGCAAGAGCGUCAAGUCAAAGAUCUCAACAGUUGGAUGAUUGUGCGCCAAAGCAGCGUGAAAAAGGAGGAUAUUGUGGCCCAAAUGAUAGAUUCGGCCCAAGGUAUAGUUCCUUUGAAAAAACAAUGCCAAAAACGUCCUCUUGUCUUCGCAGUUCUCAAAAUAAUUGCAAACAGAAUAUGCCACAUGGGAAUCCAAAAAGCGAAGAUUUACCAAAGUCUAGUCAUUCAAAUGGGCAUUCUGGAUGUAAAACUCAUCGCCAGGACCAGCACAGGUCAGGUACCAAGUCUGUCGAGUGUAGGAGAAAAAUAAGUUUCCUUAAUCAUGAUGAUUCUUUCUACAAACCUCCAAGUAGUGGCCUGAAGAAUGGACCGACUCGUCACAUACAUAAAUUCCGUGUUCUUAUGCCCUCAAAUGCGCCUUUCAAGAAGUCAAAUUCUGUUGGAUCAGUUUUGUCAACCGAUGGAAAGCAGCUUUCAAAACCUACAAAAACAUCACCAGGAAAAACCUACAGAAAGAACGAUAAAGUGCUCCACAAAGUAGGAUCACGUGCACCAAAAUCCUUGUACAAUAUGGCAGGAAAUAGACGAAAAUCUUGCGCGGACAUGAAUUCAUUGGAGAGCAAAGAAGAUUCCGAAUCAGCAGAUCAAUUAGGCAAUCUGCUUGCGUCUGAAGAGUAUCGCACUGGCAAUGGUGAAUCCACUUCCUUGCAUGAUGAAGUCAAGAAACUAAUUGAAGAAGAGAGGAGAAAGUAUGAAGAGCAAAUAGAAUUUGUACGACGGCAACAAGCAGAACAUUGUGCUCGACUUCAUCCUCCUCCUUACCUUAUUUCUGAUAAAAUCAAAGAGACUAUAAACCAGGCACCAUCUGCAGUUCUAGAACUUUUACUAGCAGAAAAGAACUACUAUCAGAAGGAGUACCACCGAUUGCUGGACAAACAGCUGGCAAAUGAAAAGGAUGGUGUCGGUGAUGGUAAUCAAGGUCCAACAAGUAAGAGCUCAGAGAAGAUUAUUGAGCAAAUUCAAAGCGAGAUUCAAAAGUCAACCAACGAAACUCUGGCAAACUUGAUCACAAAGCUGAAUGAGAAGGAUAAAGAAAUCAUAGAUUUGAAACUGUCCAUAGAAAAACUUUCUUCCGAAAGAGGAAGAGGAGAUUAUUACAACAGUCAAAACUUGGCGGAACUAAUGGCAAAACUAAAUGAGAAGGACAAGGAAAUUAUGGACUUGAAGUAUUCAAUUCAGAAGUCCUCUUUAGAAAAAGGGAAGGGGGACUAUUUAGAUACUCAAAAUGCUUUAAUCAGGAGCCUGGAGCUAGAAAGGGACCUUGCUAAAAGAGAAGUCAAAAGGUUGGAAGAAGAAAAAGCAGCCCUGUGGAGUCAGCUUUCAAAUAUCAGAGAAGGACAUAGGCUUGGCGAAAACAGGAUGAGUCAGUUAUCUAUUGAUUUUGAAGAUAGACUCCGAAAACUUGAAAGUGAACGCUGUGAACUUCUGAAUAAGCAAACAUCGCAAACUUUGAUCAUUGAGAAUUUCGAACGAGAAAUUGACCAGUAUCGAAAGAGCCUUGUGCAGUCUCAGCAAGACCUCACGGAGCAAAAAGCUCUGUACAAUCAUAUGAAACUAGCACAUGAGCAAGCUGAGCGAGCUCUUCGAGAUUGUCAUAGUAAUCAAGGCCACCUGAACAAAGAGCUUUCUGCCAACCUAGAUAGAAUUCAAGCCUUAGAAAGUGAAGUUACCACUUUAGAUAGAGAAUUGCAGAAUGUAAAAAUUGAGAGGAAUACUCUUCGCACCAAUUUAAAACAACUGGACCAACAAAAAGAUUUCUUACUGUGUAAAUUAGAUGACAAAACUGAAAGAAUCGCAUCAAUGGAAAAGGAAAUUAUGAAGAAUGAAACCGUAUUGCGGCAGUACGAGACUACUAUCGCAGAACUUCAUGCCAAAUACAAUUUGGCCCUGAACGACAGUUCGAAGACGGAAGAGAGCGUCCGACGCGCGCACAAUGAGCUAGAAAAUCUUCACAAGCAAAUCAGAGAACUGGAAACUUCGAAGGAAAAUCUCCUCAGCGAAAACAAGCGAAUAAUGAACGAUCUGACCACCAUCACCAGAGAAUAUACAUCCAUGAGAUCAGAGCUUGAAAGGAGUAAGAGGGAAGUUCAGGAUUUAAAGCAGCAGCUUCAGUCUUACGUCGACUGUGUUAAGCGAUACGAAGAUGAACUAGCGCGCAAGGAUCAUGAAAGGCUUGAAAUGUUGGAGCAGUUUCGCAAUCUGAGUGAAGAAACAGCAGCGCUGGAACAAACCAAUUUGCUUGUAGAAUCUGAAGCCAAAUCAACGCAAUCUUCUUUACGCGAAGCUGAGUCUAAGGUUGAAGAGUUACAGAGAUUUAUUGAAGACAAAGAGCGGAAAAUCAAAACAUAUCACGAAGAGUUAAAUGAACUAAGGUUCCAGCUGUCGCACUUAGAAAUGGAAACUUCAUCUCUGAGGGAAGAGAAGUCAAAAAUGGAGAAUGAUCUAUAUGCCAGUCGAGACCUAUCAACAACCGUCCUAUCGAAGAAUGAUCAUUUACUGGAGCAGAUGAAUGCCUUGACUGCACAUAAGACUGCGAUGGAAGCUGAAAUAGCAGUCCUGAAAGAAAGUAUGAAUGACAUAUCGAAGAAAUAUCGAGAGUCGAAUCGAGAUAUGCAAGCAAUGCAUGAUCAGAUUUCAAGUUAUGAGAAGGAGUUAUCAAUGGAAGUUGAAGUGAAUGACAAGCUGAAGCAUGAAGUUGCCGCUUUGACUGAACAGUUAAAUCAGUUAGAAGCCCAGUUAAGAAUGAAAUCAACUGAAUUAGAAAGGAUAGAAAAAGAAUCAGCUGACAAUAAUCAAGAAAUUUCCCAGUUGCGUAGAGAAAUGAUCAGUGCCAGAUAUGAGCAGACCCGAUCCGAUGAGGCUAGAAGCGAUAGCCAAACUUUGUGACCAGACCUAACCAGCGAGAUGGGGACCCUUACCUCUGUUGUGAUACUUUUUGUGUGUCUUUAUUAUCUCAGUUUAAUGUGUUCAUUGUUUCAUGCCUUUUUCUCACUUCUUUGUCGGUAAUCGUUACCUGCCAAUCAUUUUGCAUUUAUAUUUAUUUAUCUCUUAUUUUAUGGAAUUGAAAAAAGUUGUUUUAUUUUAUGAGUUUUAGAAUUUUGUAUCAUACAAUUUAUUUUAGGCACCUGAGUAAUAGAUUUUACUCCAGUUUUUAUUGCUAUUAGAUGCUCAGUGAAUCUGUAUUAAAACUGAACGAUAGCUUUAGCAUUCAAGGGACAAAAUCUCCUAUGACAUUGAAGGAAAGAGUAUCUGCGAUUAAGAUUCUGUAGACUUUCAGUCAAUUCAGAAUUUAUUCGUGAAAUUCCUGAUUGUGGUUCCUUCAUAACCUAGUUAGUUGAAAAUUUUGUUUUUAAUUUGCUCAUUUGCUGAAUAAAAUACUCUCAUUUCCUCUAAGUAUUUUAAGUGUUUUUGCAAUGGGGAACAAUGCUUUCAUUGUCUAAUUUAUUUUCAUUUAAUUUUUUUUUUACCAUAAGUUAAUUUUUUUGUUCUAUCAAAAAUCGGAGUUUUCUACUUAGUGACUUGAAUGAAUGAAUUGUAAUGCCUGAAUGGUUCCUGAAGUCAUCGAAGUUCACUUGCAUUCCUUCCAUCAUAAUAAUCACCCCAGGGACAUAUAAUUUUAUUAAGUUAGGUUCGGCAGCCUCAUUGUACUUGAAUUCUGUUUCAUUGAGAAAAGUGAGUCUGGCACUGUCCGAAGAUGCUCAUCGAAGUCUGAGAUUCACUUUCCAAUAUGUCACAAUGAUUUUAAUGCUCUUACGGGGUUUUUCUAGUUAAUCCUGCCACACUUCUAAAAUGUAUUACAUCAAUUGUUUCAUCCAAUCUGACCUUGUAAUGGCAAGUUUCUUAUGUACCUAUAAAAGUAAAAAAUUGUCAGAUAAAAACUUUUCGUUCUCUUAACGAUGAAAAUGUCUUAAUUGGUGUGAACUGUGCACAAGUAUCCAUCCAUUAGUUGAAGCAUGUCUUACUGAAGGUAAUAUAAAAUGGAAAUUAACAUGUUUUACUCAACGAAGUGUUAUUCUUACAAGUACAAAAUCUUAAGACUGAUAAGAAAACUAAAUAUUUCUAAGUCAGAUCAUCAGCUUGCUGUGGAGUCAUCUUCAUGUUCCACUUAAAAUUUGAAAAGUAUUUUAAGCUAUUUGACAAUCUUAUUUGCCUUAUGAGUUGAAGACAAAGAUUUUUAUCUCGUGGAAAAGCCUUAAUUUUUAGCAGGUGCUCUAAAACAAAUGCUUCUUAAAUUACUUCCAGAUCUGUCUCAAUUUUAUAAAAAGUGAUAGACCUCCCAUCGUUUUCAACUCUUAACUUUAAUCAGAAUUGUUUGAUUUACCAGUAUUUUUAUUUAAGGGCUCAUUAAACUUAGUCGAUGUGUGCACGACACUUCAUAGAACUCUCAAUCUCAAGAGAAAGAACAAUGUGUCUCUACUAAAAAUUUGCCAAGGAUCAAUCGGAUGAAUUGUGAACCCAAGAAUACUCAUUUUAUACGUUUUGUUACUAAUUUCUGUUUAUUUAUAUGAAAAAUUGUAAAUAUUGUUAGGUUACUUUGUUGAGUUUGAUGAGCUGUAUAUUUUCGAUCAAACUCUUUAUGGAAAAAAAAGGACGUAUACUUAGAAAUUACUUUACUCACUCAAAGUUUGCUCAGUAUCAACUGCAUGAAUUGUCAACUCUAAAACACUUUUAAAUAUAUUUUGUUACUUA